GCUUCGUGGUGUUUCGGUUCUGGAAUGCAGUGGCACUAAGCGGAAUGUCAGUAGCACGGGCGUCAUCAGUGUUUGAUUGUCUUCAAUGCGGACGGGAGUUGGGGUCUCUCUCUGGGUAACCAACAACAUGGCGACCGCACAGUCUGCUUUAACCUUUGCGGUGUGCAUUUUGAUGAUUUCAGAAUUGAUACUUGCAAAAAAGGACUACUAUAACAUUCUGGGUGUUCCAAAGGAUGCUUCAGAACGACAGAUUAAGAAGGCCUUUCAUAAACUAGCAAUGAAGUACCACCCUGACAAAAACAAGAGCCCUGAUGCUGAAACAAAAUUCAGGGAAAUAGCUGAAGCAUAUGAAACCCUAUCAGAUGAGAAAAGAAGGCGAGAGUAUGAUCAGUAUGGACAUGGGGCUUUCCCUAAUGAGGGUACAGGAAAUGGACACAGACAUCACUUUCAUCAACCCUUCAAUUUCAACUUUGAUGAGAUGUUUAAAGAUUUUGACCUUUUUACUCAGAAUCGCCAGAAGAAGCACUUUGAGAAUCACUUCCGGGCUCACCAGGAAGCGCAUAAUCGAAACAAGGAGUUCUCCUUUGGAGGAGGAGUCUUUGACGAUAUGUUUGAAGACAUGGAAAAGAUGUUUACAUUCAAUGGUUUUGAUAGUACCCGAAGGCACACAGUGAGGACUGAAAGCAGAUUCCAGGGUUCAUCAAAGCAACACUGCAGGACUGUCACACAACGCAGAGGGAACAUGGUCACCACUUACACUGAUUGUUCAGGCUCGUAAAGUCCAUGCAGAGCUGCAAGUGUGAAUGAUAUGAUCUUGUAACUAGUUUUGUGAUUAUUCACAUUUAGCAACUUUGUUUAUAAUAAGGAUAAUUUAACAAAUUAAAGCUGACUUAAGUGAGGUUCUUUGUAUUUGGCAGGUACUUAGAUAUAGAUUACAAAGUCCUGUUAAAAUAGCUAUUGAUUUUUUUGUGUUCAUAUGAUUACAAAAUUCUGAGACUUUAGAUAUUUCAUGUGCAGCAAAUGCAGUAAGAGGAUAAUUUUGCUUACAAGCAAUAAAAACAUUAACUUUUGGGAUGCCACUAAGGGAUGAGGUGCAGACUUCCAUUAAGUGGUAUUUCACAACAUUAAAUUACAGAGAAGGGGCUGCAGUGGUGAGCAUUGUUUCCAAUGAAGGUGUAAUGUUUGUUGGUGCUCUAAUGUGAUUUCAUCACCUUUAGUUUGAUAUAAAGAGCUCGUGUUAUCAAAAGUCUUUGUAAAACAGAAUUUUAAUUUGCACCAUUAUAACUUGCCAUAAAAGAUAGUUUAACUCAUUUAAUGUGAGAUUAAAAAAACACUUUCAUCCAUUGUGUUUUUCCUGCAGAUACUAUACAUUUUGUAAAAACAAUUAGUGUAAAACUUAAGUCUUUGGCCCCCAGAAUGAGCCUUAACAUUAACAGUCCUAAGUUGUUGUGGAGCUGAAAUACCACGUGCAAUUAUACACUUUAAUUGUGAAUUUUCAAUGUAAGCUGUGUGCCCAAGUCAGUUUACUCAACCUCAUCCUGUGAAAUAGAUUUAUUUUGUAUUAAAAAGGUAUCUUAAAUAUUGUCCUUGACAGGAAUUUUCUGUUGAUGCUGCAGCAUAUUCUAAUAUUUUCUUCCUUAGAAAGCCAAUAUAGUUUUAAUACAUCACCUUUUUUGUUUAAAGAUAAAGUGGUUAUGAGAUAUUUUACAUUUUGUUAGGCAAGGAAAAAAUCUCAUAGUGGACCUUUACCUUCAAUUUUGCUGAAACAUGGAUCCUCCAUAGCAGUUUAUACUCAGGAAGGCUUAAAUUACUUUUGCAAUUAUUGUAUUGAGUUGCAUAAGCAGUUAGUUAGCUUUUAUUAUUUGAAAACUUUGUCUAAUGUUUGUUUUGUAUAACACCAGCUGAUUAUAAAGUUAGUCCCUUUUUAUAUGGAUUUGAGCCUGAUCAUCAAAGUAACACAUUAGUAUUUGCUAUAACAACCGGAAGUCAAAAUUCUUUUGGUUUUCAUUUGUGCCAAUGUUCAGGGAAGUGUGCACUUUCAAAUUUAAUUGUGGCAGUGAAUUGACUAGUUUUAAAUUCACAAGAAUAAGUCUAUUUGGCAAGCAUAAUAUUGUACAAUAAUUCAAUUAGAGAUUGAAAUCUCUAAGAAAUUAGUCCUCCCUCAAUAUCUAAUUCAAAGUCAUAUUUUUAGAAAGAGGUCAAAAAGGGUUUUUAAGGUUCAUGGGUAGGUAGAAUAAGAAUCUUUUCAGAUAUAUUUGCUGUAAAUGGCAAGUGGAUAGAAAGCAUCAGAAGUGAUAUGGCUGGUUUUCAACACUGGGAAGAAAGGAGAUGAUGCACUCCAAAUUGCAUUCUUUAACUUUGCCUUUAUUAAUGUGUUACUUUGGUAUAACCAUCACUUAGAAAAUGAAAAGAGACCAACUGUAAUCACCUUAUUUUUUUAGGUACCUUAACUUAAAGGCUGUUACCUCAAACCUUCUCUGUAGAGUUGUCUGUGAUCUACAGUUUCAUAAUGUGCAAUAUGUUUAUAGCCAGCUUUUUUCCCUGAACUUCGUCUUUUGUCAUUUCUGUUACUGCUGGCUUCGUAGUAAUGUGGAACUGAUAUAAAACUGUCUUGCACUUUCAUUAUUUUAAUCCUAUGGAUGAAAUGUAUGUAAUUUUAACAGACCUAAAGAGUCACAAAAUAUGUGUGCACUUGUGUGAAAAAAUAAAAUGGAGAUUAUUAUA
Lepisosteus oculatus (spotted gar) is the source of this 2724-nucleotide messenger RNA. It is a transcript of the gene dnajb9a, whose product is annotated as DnaJ heat shock protein family (Hsp40) member B9a. Gene Ontology annotation, molecular function: protein-folding chaperone binding; misfolded protein binding. NCBI's taxonomy places the organism in Eukaryota, Metazoa, Chordata, Actinopteri, Semionotiformes, Lepisosteidae. Gene Ontology annotation, cellular component: endoplasmic reticulum. The record is from RefSeq and is a predicted model, not a curated record.